Molecule: messenger RNA, 3139 nt
Organism: Gadus macrocephalus (Pacific cod)
Lineage: Eukaryota; Metazoa; Chordata; Actinopteri; Gadiformes; Gadidae
Gene: chtf18
Product: CTF18, chromosome transmission fidelity factor 18 homolog (S. cerevisiae)
Exons: 22
Coding region: 147-2945 (932 amino acids)
Molecular function (GO): ATP hydrolysis activity; ATP binding
Source: RefSeq, a predicted model, not a curated record
AGAACUAACUCACAACAAAAAAAUUCCCGCGAACGCUUUUAGCAGCACUCGAGUUCAGUCAGUACAGUUAAAAUAAUAUUUUUGUCAUAGGGUUUCUUUGUAUGCCUAUUGUUUGACACGAGGAAUUAUAAAUAUCCUUUGCGAUCAUGGACGAGUACGACGAGAUGUACGGGAUUGAGGAUGACUACGACCAACAGUUUGCUGAUGAGUUGGAAGUUUUAGCCGAAAUGAAUAAUGUGCAACCUACGAAGAAUCCCCCACCACCUUCCGAGGAAAGAACUGAGCCCCUGCAACUUGAUCCUCCCAUUACCCCAAAAGCAAAGCGCCAAAAGCAGGAUGCCAGUGUUGUCAAGCGGCUGUUCGACUCGCAGCAGACGGAUGAGGUCACAGCCCCAACGACGCGUACUGAUGACAUCACCCCUCCAUCCUCCCCAGAGCAAUAUGAAUCCACUCAUAGGCCCACCCGUGCCGUGUUGGACGUCAGCGGGUUCGCUCCGUUCUCUCAGACGCCCCAGAGAACUGCCGCGGCUGCGGUAACGGCGUCGCAGUGUGUGCUGAAACGCCCCCCUCUGGACGGAGAGUACAUCACCGUGACGGACUCCUCGGGUAACCGGGUCUACCUGAGGCAGAAGGAGAACACAGGGAGGAAGCUGGCGGAUCCCAGGAGAGCGCUGCACUUGGACGGUUCUUUGGGCCUGCUCUCAGAACCCUUUGCCGUGCUGAGGGUGCAGGUGGCAGAGAGGCAACAUCAACAGGCUGUGGAGGAAUCUCUACGCCUGUCGGAGAUGCUGGCUCGCGGUGUGACGGAGCAGUUUGGCGAGUUUGGUGGCCCCGAGGUAGAGGAGGAGGAAGAGGAAGAUAACGAGGAUGAGGAUGGGCGACGUUCUCGACUCUGGGUGGACAGGUUCUCUCCCCACCACUACACAGAGCUGCUCAGUGAUGACUUUACCAACCGCUGUCUGCUGAAGUGGUUGAAGCUCUGGGACACGGUUGUGUUUGGGAGGGAGAGGAAGGUGCGGCCUCCUCAGGUUGACAGGCAGGCCCCGGCCCAGGCCCAGGCCAAGAACCCGUACCAGAACAAGUUCAAACCCAAUCCAGCUGCUGAGAACACCAACUUCAAAACCUUCAAAACCAAGAGUCAGAUAACUGAAGAGAUUCUGGAGGCGGAGCUGGACAAUCAUAAACGGCCCAAGUUCAAGGUGGCAAUGUUGUCCGGCCCUCCAGGCUUAGGGAAGACCACCCUGGCUCACGUCAUCGCAAAGCAUGCUGGGUAUAACGUGGUAGAAAUCAAUGCCAGCGACGACCGCAGCGCCGAGGUGUUCCAGAGACGCGUCGACACGGCAACGCAGAUGAAGUCGGUGCUGGGGACCAAUCAGAGGCCGAACUGCCUCAUCAUCGACGAGAUUGACGGGGCGCCCACGGCCGCCAUCAACAUCCUGUUGGCCACACUGAACAGAAAAGACGGACACGGGGGAGAGGAAGGCGGAGAAACUACAAAGAAGAAGAAGAAAAAGGAGGGCGUCCUCCUUCGACCAAUCAUCUGCAUCUGUAACGACCUCUAUGUUCCAGCUCUCAGGCCUUUGAGGCUGCAAGCCUUCCUAUUGGCUUUCCCCCAGACACAGCCCACCCGCCUGACACAGAGACUAUCAGAGAUCUCCCGGGUGCAGGGGAUGAAGGCGGACACGGGGACCUUGAUGGCACUGUGUGAGAAGACGGACAACGACAUCCGCUCCUGUAUCAACACCCUGCAGUUCCUCCACGGUCGAGGUCAGAGGAUGGUGGACACCCGGACGGUGCAGAGCGUGGCUGUGGGGCAGAAGGACCAGAACAAGGGCCUGUUCCAUCUCUGGCAGGAGACCUUCCAGCUGCCUCGGGUGAAGAGGAAGCGUGUCGGACCCGGGUUCGACGAGGGUCCGGGCGAAGGAGGCGGAGCUCAGAGAUUCCAACACAUCCUCUUCCUAGCCCAGUCCAGCGGGGAGUACGACAAGGUCUCUCAGGGACUGUACGACAACUAUCUGUCCAUGCGCGUGCGCGACCCCAACAUGCACCUGGUGUGCGAGGGGCUCCAGUGGCUGUCCUUCUCCGACCAGCUCAACCAAACCAUCAUGCACGGCCAGAACUUCUCCCUCAUGAGAUACCUCCCCUUCCUGUCCGUCACCUUCCACUUCCUGUUCGCCCACGCCCACGUCCCCCGCCUCAGCUACCCCCACAGUCAGCACGAUGCCUCCACGCGUCUCCAGACCAACAGGAACGCUCUGUCCACCAUGAUGGCCGACAUCCCCCCGGCUGUCCGCAGCAGGAUCAGUGAGCUGAGCCUCAGUGCCGACAUCCUCACCCUCCUGCUGGACAUCCUCUGCCCCAAGCUACGCCCUGUCAACCCUCAGCUGUUCAGCACCAGAGAGAAGGAGCAGAUGCGGGAGCUGAUCGACACCAUGCUGGCCUACAACCUCUCCUACCGGCAGGACCGCACCCCGGAGGGACAGUACACCUACAUCCUGGAGCCACGUGUGGAUGAGGCAGUGAAGUUCCCAGGUCUGCCUCCCAGGCGCCAGCUCACAUACCAGGCCAAACAAACGAUCAGCAGAGAGAUGGAGCAGGAGAAAAUGAGGAGAGCCGAGCAUCUGAUGAUGCUGAGGAACCCAGCAGCGACGGAGGCGCCCAAAGAGAAAGCGAAGAGCACCAGCGAUCCCAAGCCCAAAAAGAACCACCAGCAGAGGCUGGAAACCAUCGUCCGACAGACCACGGUGGAGAUCAGGCCGGAGGUGGAUUUCUUUGGUCGAGCUGUAGCCCCCAAACCAAAGAAAGUCCUGACCUCAGAGACAGGGGAGAAGAGCGUGGAGCAGUCCAUGGGGACGGCGGUCGGCAACAGCCACGUGUGGUUCCGCUUCAACGAGGGCGUCUCCAACGCCGUCCGAAGAAACGUGUACGUCAGAGAGCUGCUCUGACGACCGUCCCUGGACCGGCGGCGUUCGCACACCAGCCUGUGACGUUCUCCACGGCAAAGAUUGUGUAAAUGUAUAUAAAAAUGUGUGUUCCGAAGUUGAUGCUUUUAUUCAAAUGACGAAAAAUCCCAUUCAGUUCAAAACAGUGUUUAUUUUGAUUGACAGUACAAACAGCCAAUAAAAACCUUGAUUGAUAA